This is a messenger RNA of Penicillium angulare, 948 nucleotides long. Its product is annotated as dihydrodipicolinate synthase family protein. The transcript has a single exon. The coding region runs from base 1 to 948 and encodes 315 amino acids. Lineage: Eukaryota; Fungi; Ascomycota; Eurotiomycetes; Eurotiales; Aspergillaceae. Gene Ontology annotation, molecular function: 4-hydroxy-tetrahydrodipicolinate synthase activity. The record is from RefSeq and is a predicted model, not a curated record.
AUGACAGCCAACGGCACAAUCAAGCGGAACCCUCUCCUUAGAGGAGUAUAUGUGCCUACCGUGGCAUUCUUCAAGCCGGACGAAGAGAUUGAUCUGGCGGCCACAGAGAAGCAUGCUGCAUACCUUGCCCGCAGUGGAGUGACUGGUCUAGUCACCCAGGGUAGCAAUGGUGAAGCCGUGCAUCUGGAUCGCGAGGAGCGCAAGGCCAUCACCGCCGCAACACGUCGUGCUGUCGAUGCCGCGGGAUACCCAACAAUGCCAGUCAUCGCUGGCUGUGGUGCUGCAUCCACACGCGAGACAAUCCAGCUUUGCAAGGACUCCGGUGAAGCCGGUGCAGAUGCAGUGCUGGUCCUUCCCCCCAGCUACUAUAAGGCCCUCGUCAGUAAUGAGGCCCUCCACGCACACUUCCAGGCUGUAGCUGAUGCCUCACCUAUCCCACUGUUUAUCUAUAAUUUCCCCGGUGCCUCAUCCGGACUAGACUUGUCAUCUGACGAUAUCCUUUCGCUGUCCAAGCACCCCAAAAUUAUCGGAUGUAAACUCACCUGCGGUAAUACGGGCAAGUUGGCUCGUGUUGCGGCUUCCACUAAGCCUGAAUUCUUGACUUUUGGUGGAUCGGCCGACUUUACACUUCAGACUUUGGUUGCCGGUGGUGACGGUAUCAUUGGUGGCACGGCUAAUCUCAUUCCUCGGUCUUGUGUGCGGUUGAUGGAGCUGUAUGAGAGCGGGAAGGUUGCGGAGGCGCAGAAGUUGCAGGCGAUUGUUGCGCGGGCUGACUGGGGUGCCAUCCAUGGUGGGUUUGUCGCAGUCAAGAGUGCUUUACAGUCAUAUCAUGGAUACGGAGGACUUCCUCGACGACCAUGUGUUGUACCUUCUGAGAAGAGUAUUGCCGCGAUCCAUGAAGAGUUCCGUGAGAGUAUGGAGACUGAGAAAUCAUUUGAGAAGGCAUAA